Molecule: messenger RNA, 833 nt
Organism: Eutrema salsugineum
Lineage: Eukaryota; Viridiplantae; Streptophyta; Magnoliopsida; Brassicales; Brassicaceae
Product: ethylene-responsive transcription factor ERF069
Exons: 1
Coding region: 153-662 (169 amino acids)
Biological process (GO): regulation of DNA-templated transcription
Molecular function (GO): DNA-binding transcription factor activity; DNA binding
Source: RefSeq, a predicted model, not a curated record
AGUAACGCACAAGCCAGGAUAAUUAGAUAUUCUCACGAGAUAAAAAUACAAAUCCUGGUUUUGAAAAGAGGCUGAUUCCGUUCUUUUCAGUGACCGGACUUAACCCUAGCACCAACUCUCUCCACCGUCAAAUUCCAACUUUCCCGGCGAGGAUGAAGCGAAUUGUAAGGAUUUCAUUCACCGACGAAGAGGCCACCGAUUCUUCCAGCAGCGAAGACGAACAGACGAAGAGCGAAUCGCCGUCGCGCCGCCGAGGGAAGAAGUUCGUCAAGGAGAUCGUCAUCGACUCACCCGAUUCCCCAAAUAAUCUCGAGGUCAGCAAAACGCGGUUUAAAAUCAGGAUUCCGGCGAAGCUUCUAGCUGCGACGGGGAAGAAGAAGAAGUUCCGAGGCGUGAGGCAGAGGCCUUGGGGUAAGUGGGCGGCGGAGAUCAGAUGCGGCAGAGCUCGCGGUGGUGAUCGGAAGGGAAGACCUGUCCGUCUCUGGCUUGGGACCUUUGAAACCGCCGAGGAAGCUGCUCUCGCUUACGACAACGCCGCGAUUCAGCUUAUUGGGCCUGACGCGCCCACUAAUUUCGGCCGGCCCAAGGUGGAAUUGCCGGCGGUGAAGCUGGAUUCCGAUGCUGGUGCCUCCGUUGCUUCUCGGGAAGAGGAGGAGGCGUGACUCUUCUGUUUAACCUUACCCAUCUUUUGUAAAUUGAUUAUCUUUCUUAACUUCAAGCCCUCUUGUACAGGUUUCUAAGUUCUAAUUUCUCAUUCCAGAUUCUUGAUAUAUAAUUGUACAUUGUGAUGAUCUGGUGAUGUUUUCUUCAAAUUGGAGCAGAUUUGGAAUGAC